Molecule: messenger RNA, 186 nt
Organism: Trichoderma citrinoviride
Lineage: Eukaryota; Fungi; Ascomycota; Sordariomycetes; Hypocreales; Hypocreaceae
Exons: 2
Coding region: 1-186 (61 amino acids)
Source: RefSeq, a predicted model, not a curated record
AUGUCGCCCAGCAAGUGGGGCGAGGACGAGCGGAAGAGCACGAUACGGCCGAUGCGGUCGACGAGUGCGAUCUCGAUGCUGAGCGAGGGCGAUGUGUCUGUGUUCGCACGCAUGCAGCAACCGCAGCUUCGCCACAUCUGCCCAUCUGGGCCUAUCACCAGCCCCUCUGACUGCCUAGCGAGGUAG